UGUUCGACUUGGGCUCGCCAUUUUCUUCCUCCUGAGCCUUCCCCUUCUCCUGGGGCUGCAGAGGACUGUGAAGACGACGAAGACGAGAAAAGUAAUAAGCCCUGAAGUUUCUAUUUGAUCAAGUUGAAGAAAACAGACAGAAGAAGCUACUUGUGUAGCGACGUAGUGUGGCUAUGGCUGCACCCAACGUUCGGGCGAGCAGCUUCUCUCGCAACAUAUCAGUUGCUUCCUCGCCUCAGAUACCCGGUCUCAAGUGCGGUCCUAAUGGCACAACCUUCAUAUCUUCCGGCAUAUGUGAUCUGGACAGAAUACUAGGAGGGGGUUACCCUUUGGGAAGCUUAGUUAUGGUGAUGGAAGAUCCUGAAGCACCCCAUCACAUGGAUUUGUUAAGAACUUUCAUGUCUCAGGGACUUGUAAACAAUCAAUCUCUUCUAUAUGCUAGUCCGUCCAAUGAGCCGAGAGGGUUUCUGGGAACUCUGCCUCAUCCUGCAUCAUCUAAAGAGGAUAGACCUAGUGCACCCAAUCCCGAUCAGGGAGAGAGCUUGAGGAUUGCUUGGCAGUAUCGGAAGUAUUUGGAAAACCAGAAGAAUACUGGUGAUGAUUAUUCCAAUGACUUCGAUAUGAGGAAGCCCUUGGAGAGGCAAUUUCUUAGUGGACGACCAAUAGAUUGUGUGAGUCUGUUAGGUUCUUCGGAUCUUUCUGUCCUUCAAGACCAUUGUGCAAAGUUUUUGUCACGAUUCCAAAGAAGCAGCACUAGCAUUGCAUCCGCUGGUCGUAUUGCUAUCCAGUCUUUCUGUUCCCCACUGUGCGAGUAUUCAGACAAGGAAUGGGACAUGCUUUCGUUCAUAAAAUCUCUGAAAAGCAUGCUGAUGGUAUCGAAUGCCGUGGCCAUCGUGACUUUCUCUCCUUCUCUGCUCUCCCCGUCUUCCUCUAAAAGACUUCAGCACAUGGCAGACACCUUACUCUCAAUCCGAGCUAUUCCAGAUGGCGACAAGGAGUUGGAGAAACUCCUCACUGGCUACAAGGACAUUAACGGGUUCCUCAACGUCCACAAGGUUGCCCGAUUCAAUACCCAGGUGCCUGUAAUUCUUGAGGCAACAACUUACUCAAUGAGCCUGCAGAAGAGAAGAUUCUUGGUUCUCGAGUGUCUGAACCAAGCCCCCGUAGACGGCUCAACCGGUGGAUCCUAUUCCCAAACCGGUGGCUGCUCCGGUUCCUCAAAAUCUGGAGCCUUAGAUUUUUGAAAGUGGUUCCAUUGUUUCUUAAACUUUUUGUGGUUUCCAGGGACUUGGCACUUAGGCUUUGGUUUUAAUCUCCGAAAGCAUAGGAAGUUGUUGGAAAUUGGAAGUGGAACUUUAUUAGAGUUUUUGCUUUGGCUUUUUAUGAUUGGGAAUGUCGGUAAUAUUAGGGGUGACCAUUUCGGUUUUCGGUUCGAGUUCGGUUCGGUUA
Tarenaya hassleriana is the source of this 1449-nucleotide messenger RNA. RefSeq names its product elongator complex protein 4. The record is from RefSeq and is a predicted model, not a curated record. The transcript has 9 exons. Bases 174 to 1244 code for a protein of 356 amino acids. Gene Ontology annotation, biological process: tRNA wobble uridine modification. Gene Ontology annotation, cellular component: elongator holoenzyme complex; cytoplasm; transcription elongation factor complex. NCBI's taxonomy places the organism in Eukaryota, Viridiplantae, Streptophyta, Magnoliopsida, Brassicales, Cleomaceae.